This is a messenger RNA of Capsicum annuum, 3257 nucleotides long. Its product is annotated as glutamate synthase 1 [NADH], chloroplastic-like. The transcript is spliced from 2 exons. NCBI's taxonomy places the organism in Eukaryota, Viridiplantae, Streptophyta, Magnoliopsida, Solanales, Solanaceae. Bases 89 to 547 code for a protein of 152 amino acids. The record is from RefSeq and is a predicted model, not a curated record.
AAUGUUCUAUUUAUACUACAUUACAAUAAUAGAUAAAAUGACAAAAGGGCCCUUUAGAGACUAGUCUUCAAAAAUACUCAAAAGUGUCAUGAUCAUGAUCAUACGUGUAUCACUUGCUGCUACUGAUCAGUUACAUAGAUUGGGUCAUAGUGUCCUAGCGCUUGAAUGUGCUGAUAGGAUUGGUGGUCUGAUGAUGUAUGGUGUGCCCACCAUGAAUUCAGACAAAAUUGAUGUCGUUCAGAGGUGGGUUGACCUUAUGGAGAAGGAAGGGGUGAAAUUUGUAGUCAAUGAAAAUGUCGAAAAUGAUCCUGUGUUCAGCUUGGAUGGCCUCCGUGAAGAUCAGCACGCAAUUGUUUUGGCUGUUAGAGCCACAAAGCCAAGGGACCUUCCCGUUCCUAGAAGAGACCUCUCAGGUGUCCAUUUUGCAAUGGACUUUGUACACGCAAACAUAAAAAGUUUACUUGUUAGCAAGAUGAAAAAUACAUUUUUGCCAAGGGCUAGAAAGUGGUUGUUAGCGGUGGAGAUGAUACUGGGACAAAUUGUAUAGCGCUCCUGGAAAUCCUUGGCCACAGGUUUGAUCAUGUUUUAGUUGAUUUUAACCUUCUUACUCAAUUAGACUCUUGCUUCAUGAUUAUUAUGUGCAUGAUAGUUUCAGUUGCAACACAAGGUUUUUGAGAGUUUAAAUCUUGAAGGAACUGCUGUUUUUUAUUUUCUGUCGUAGUUGCUAGAAUGGGCUUUACUGUCCAAGUUGGGAUAUGUCAUAAAGUGAUCAUGGAACUUCUGUUGAUGAGUUGUUCAUCAAAUUCCUGAAUGUCAUUAUGACCCGCCCUUUGCUUUUUGUUGUUGGCAGUGGCCUCUUUUCUUUGGUGUAGAUUAUGGGCAUCAGGAAGCUGCCGCAAAGUUUGUUAAGUACCCCAGCUCCUACGAGGUUUUGACCAAGCGGUUCUAAGUAAGUGCUUCUUCAUUCUCUCGCUCCUGUUGUAAAUAUUCAGAUAAAUAAGAAUACGGCACCAACCAGUUGCUGGAAUCUGGAUUAAGAAGAAGAAGAAGAAAGAAGAAAAAAUAUAUAUAUAAAUCACUGCUUACCAGAGUUUCGGAAGUCACCGGAGUUUGUCGCCGGUCGUCGAAAUCAAACUUGUGAGACGAAUGGUAGCAGCCGCAAUCAUCAAUUUGUAAGUUGGUAGUGUUUAAAUGUGUAAAUAAACCCUAAAAUUAGCUUAUAUACUGUCAAUCCUAAUUUUUAAAAAAACAACUAAAAGGCAUCGCCUUUCUCGCCUCGCCUCGCCUCGCCUCGCCUCGCCACGUCACCUUUCUCGCAAAUGAUUCGCCAUUUGAAUUUCGCCACGCCAUGGACUGAAGAGGUGACAUAGGCUCGCCUCGCCAUUCGCCAUUGGCGAUGAGGCGCUCGCCUUUUACAAAACUAGUGUUAUUAUUUUGACUCCUAUUUUUCGUGGAAAAUAGCAGUUCAUCUAUGAUGGCUCUUUUACACAAGACUUAGACUAUGGGAACUCCCAAAUGUGAAUUUCUAAGUAUGUGCUUCUUCAUUCUCUCGCUCCUGUUGUAAAUAUUCAGAUAAAUAAGAAUGACUUCUGUUAGAGUAAGUUGGCGUACUAAUGUUGCUUCUCACUUUGUUCUCUUUGAAUCUUUUUUUUUUUUGUAACAUCUUGAGUGAAGAUAAUCAUUUGAUUUUUAUCCUUACAUUAGUUUUGAUUUUCAAUUUGAAGCUGAUUAGUUCCCAUAUGUACCCCUAUGAUGGCUCCUCUUUUCUUCUCCGCUAUUUUUAUUUCAUAUAUGAGGUGCAUGGUAAGAUUAAAUAAGAGAUAUUUGCUUUUUACAUUGUUUCAACUAUGUUGUUUGGACUCUUUAGAAAUGUCAUCGGGUAUGUGUCGGAUCCUUCAAAAGUAGUGUAUAUUUGGAGGAUCCAACACGGGUACGAUAAUUUUUUUGGAGUGUCUGAGCAACUUAGGUUUCCAAGGACAACUUGCUUGAUGUAAAAAAAAAUUUUGCCUGACUCGAACCUCUUUUCUUCCCUUCCUCUGACAGUAGUAUUGGAGUUUUUGAAUAUCCCGCUUAAAAGUUACUUCGAAUAGAAGUGCUAGAUAAAGGCAUCUUAAAUUAUUGUAAUAUUAGCGUCAACUCCGUUUUAUGGGCAGACAUGAGCAAGACAGGAUAGUGAAGUAAAAGAAACAUAAUAUAUGUCGGGGGUGUUCUUUUCCAGUUUUGUUAUGGUUACAUAAAUUUCAUAAAAGGAAGCUUACCUGGGUUUGGGUUCCUCUUUGUUCCUUUUGUGUUUUGGUUUUCUUUUAAUAAGUAAACUAGCAAAAUGGGCACAAAGAUAGUGUUGACUAGGUACGGCCUAGCUACAAAAAUGUAAUUGUUCUGGUAAGGAGUUGAGCGAACAGGGCAGCUCGGUGCGCAAGCUAUCGCUAUGCGUAGGGUCCGGGGAAAGACUAGACCAGAAGGAGUUAAGCAAGUCAAGUAAAAUGUCUGUAUUAUAUAUCUUUAGUAUACACCAAAAGGCUAAUAUUUGCAACCAGUUCUAUUUUAAGAGAUGUACUGUAACAAGUGCUAGGCUUAGUUGAUUGCAGAGAAGACUAUUGUUUGGACAAUGGAUAGAUUAAAAUUAGUGUUCGCCGAGCUUGCUGUCGAUCAAAGGGAUCAUCAAUUUGCUAAUUAAAGAAAGUUUUAAUUUCAUUUUUCUUUCUUUUCUUCCCUUAUUAAUUGCCAUGUUUUCUUCACAACUACUUACAAUGUUUUCUUUUUCAUAACUACUUUGAUUUGCUGCACUUGAGCUGAGGGUUUUUCAGAAACCGCCUCUCUACCUCGAUGAGGUAGAGGUAAGGUUUGCUUACACUCUACCCUCCCAGACCCCACUUGUGGGAUUAUGCUGGUUGUGUUUUUGUUGAGGCGGGAGUGGGGUGGGUUCCUACCUCUUACUAUUGUUGACUCUUUUAUGUCAAUUUGCAGAAUAACAACGGUGUUGAUGCGAGUAUCUUCUGCCUUCUGAUCUCUUGAUGGUACAUGUAUGAAAGCUCUAGAACUCAAAAGUAUCCUGCAAAUCUUGAAUUUUGCCAUACAACAAAGUUCUUUGUUUUCUUCUCUUCAUGUACUUUGAUGCUUUGUAUAUGCAAUUUGGCUUUUAUUACUAUAAACUGGUAAAUUUUCUGCAAAUUAGCUUAAGAUUCCAAUGUUAGCUGAGUGACCUUAACUUUUUGUAUGAAUUUUACUUUUGGAAGUGAGCAGAAUGAUUCUUGGUA